Molecule: messenger RNA, 1067 nt
Organism: Anoplopoma fimbria (sablefish)
Lineage: Eukaryota; Metazoa; Chordata; Actinopteri; Perciformes; Anoplopomatidae
Gene: st6galnac5a
Product: ST6 (alpha-N-acetyl-neuraminyl-2,3-beta-galactosyl-1,3)-N-acetylgalactosaminide alpha-2,6-sialyltransferase 5a
Exons: 5
Coding region: 63-1067 (334 amino acids)
Biological process (GO): oligosaccharide metabolic process; ganglioside biosynthetic process
Molecular function (GO): alpha-N-acetylgalactosaminide alpha-2,6-sialyltransferase activity
Source: RefSeq, a predicted model, not a curated record
CCGCUGGACGAUGAGAGAAAGUGGAGACAGACGCACUGAGCCAUAAGACAGCGCGCCGCAAAAUGAAGACCCCUAUGCGCCAUGGGAUAGCCGUGCUCCUCGUGCUCCUCCUGUGCGCGAGCUUGUUCCUCGUGUACAACGGCAGCUUCAACGGCGCUUCCAGGGACGCUAACGACACGCGCAUCCGACAGCAUGAACAGCUGCGGGGGCCCACCGAAGCCCCCGUCAGGGUGGCCAAGCCUCACCCCCCGGUCCUCCAGGGAUACAGCGGCAUCAUCGACCAUAAGCCUCCCAGGAUGCACUGCCAGACCUGCGCCCUGGUGACCAGCUCAGGUCACCUCAUCGGAGGCGGUCGGGGUGAAGAGAUCGACCAGGCCGAGUGCGUCAUCCGCAUGAACGACGCCCCCACCGCCAGGGGUUACGCCCGAGACGUCGGCCAGCGCACCUCCCUGCGAGUCAUCGCUCACUCCAGCAUGCAGAGGGUCCUGAGGAAUCGCCACGAGCUGCUCAACGCCAGCCAGGACACGGUGUUCAUCUUCUGGGGCCCCAGCAGCUAUAUGAGGCGCGACGGGAAGGGCCUUGUGUACAAUAACCUGAGGCUGAUGAACCAGGUGCUGCCCAAACUCAAAGUCUACAUCAUCUCCUGGCAGAAGAUGCUGCAGUUUGAUGAACUCUUCAAGAAGGAGACCGGCAAGGACAGAAGGAUAUCAAACUCCUGGCUCAGCACCGGCUGGUUCACUAUGACCAUCGCCCUGGAGCUGUGCGAUAGGAUCAAUGUCUUCGGCAUGGUUGCCCCUGACUUCUGCAGGGAGCCUCAGCACCACUCCGUCCCUUACCACUACUACGAGCCACGUGGUCCAGAUGAGUGCGCCAUGUACAUUUCUCAUGAGCGUGGGCGGCGGGGCAGCCACCACCGCUUCAUCACAGAGAAACGGGUCUUCGCUAACUGGGCACGGACUUUUGACAUCCACUUCUACCAGCCCGACUGGAGUCCACCGCCUCUCCCAGCUAACCAGACCAUUGACGGGACAGUCACAGCGACGCCUCUGGUACCCCAGAAGACGUGA